AUGGGCUCCCUGCAGCUGGACGCGGGCAACGCGAGCUGGAAUGGGACCGAGACGCCGGGGGGCGGCGCCCGGGCCACCCCUUACUCCCUGCAGGUGACGCUGACUCUGGUGUGCCUGGCGGGCCUGCUCAUGCUGCUCACGGUGUUCGGCAACGUGCUGGUCAUCAUCGCGGUGUUCACGAGCCGCGCACUUAAGGCGCCCCAGAACCUCUUUCUGGUGUCUCUGGCUUCGGCCGACAUCCUGGUGGCCACGCUAGUCAUCCCUUUCUCGCUGGCCAACGAGGUCAUGGGCUACUGGUAUUUCGGCAAGGCGUGGUGUGAGAUCUACCUGGCGCUCGACGUGCUCUUCUGCACCUCGUCCAUCGUGCACCUGUGCGCCAUCAGCCUGGAUCGCUACUGGUCCAUCACGCAAGCCAUCGAGUAUAACCUGAAGCGCACGCCGCGCCGCAUCAAGGCCAUCAUCGUCACCGUGUGGGUCAUCUCGGCCGUCAUCUCCUUCCCGCCGCUCAUCUCCAUCGAGAAGAAGGGCGGCGGCGGCGGCCAGCAGCCGACCGAGCCGCGCUGCGAGAUCAACGACCAGAAGUGGUACGUAAUCUCGUCGUGCAUCGGCUCCUUCUUCGCGCCCUGCCUCAUCAUGAUCCUGGUCUACGUGCGCAUCUACCAGAUUGCCAAGCGCCGCACCCGCGUGCCGCCCAGCCGCCGGGGUCCGGACGCCGCCGCCGCGCCGCCGGGGGGAGCCGAGCGCAGGCCCAACGGCCUGGGCCCGGAGCGCGGCGUGGGCCCCGUGGGCGCCGAGGCCGAGCCGCUGCCCGCCCAGCUCAACGGUGCCCCCGGGGAGCCCGCGCCCGCAGGGCCACGCGACGCUGACGCUCUGGACUUGGAGGAGAGCUCGUCCUCCGAGCACGCCGAGCGGCCCCCGGGGCCCCGCAGGUCCGAGCGCGGCCCCCGGGCCAAGGGCAAGCCCCGGGCGAGCCAGGUAAAGCCCGGGGACAGCCUGCCUCGGCGUGGGCCGGGGGCAACGGGGCCCGGCGCGUCGGCGGCGGGGCCCGGGGAGGAGCGCGGCGGGGGCGCCAAGGCGUCGCGCUGGCGCGGGCGGCAGAACCGCGAAAAGCGCUUCACGUUCGUGCUGGCCGUGGUCAUCGGCGUGUUCGUGGUGUGCUGGUUCCCCUUCUUUUUCACUUACACGCUCACGGCCGUGGGCUGCUCCGUGCCGCGCACGCUUUUCAAGUUCUUCUUCUGGUUCGGCUACUGCAACAGCUCCCUGAACCCGGUCAUCUACACCAUCUUCAACCACGACUUCCGCCGCGCCUUCAAGAAGAUCCUCUGCCGGGGGGACAGGAAACGGAUCGUGUGAG
Messenger RNA from Felis catus (domestic cat), 1354 nucleotides. It is a transcript of the gene ADRA2A, whose product is annotated as adrenoceptor alpha 2A. Gene Ontology annotation, cellular component: membrane. Gene Ontology annotation, biological process: adenylate cyclase-activating adrenergic receptor signaling pathway; regulation of vasoconstriction; platelet activation. Lineage: Eukaryota; Metazoa; Chordata; Mammalia; Carnivora; Felidae. Gene Ontology annotation, molecular function: alpha2-adrenergic receptor activity. The record is from RefSeq and is marked provisional.